Styela clava is the source of this 2251-nucleotide messenger RNA. NCBI's taxonomy places the organism in Eukaryota, Metazoa, Chordata, Ascidiacea, Stolidobranchia, Styelidae. The record is from RefSeq and is a predicted model, not a curated record.
UUCAUGUUUUCAGCUGAACUAAAUUAGAACAUUGUUUUAACCCGAUGUCGAUCUUGGUAGAAUCGAAAGUCAACGUUACUGAACAUCCGAUCAUCAUGAACUCUACUGCGAUGGAUGGAACAACUACACCUUAUGAUUAUUUAGUAGACCAGAACAAGCUCUUUACAUUUGCUGGUGCAGUAACAGUUACAACUGUUCUAGGAAUUCUUUCCUUAUUUGGGAUGUUCGCGAAUCUUAUUACGUUCAUCGUGAUUUUAAGAAUGAAGAAGACAAUUUUCAGUAUAAUUCUAGCAAGCUUGUGUUUGUCAGAUUUUCUGUCUGCACUUGAUAGUCCGUUUGUGAUUUACCGAAGCACGUUUGGAUAUCGAUAUUACGAAGCAUCAGAGGCUGUCUGCAAAAUAGCACAAGCAGUUGAUUUCUGGACUACUAUUUUAACAAUUCAACAUAUUCUCAUAUUUGCAAUACUCAGGCUUAUUUCAGUUUCGAAUCCACAUAAAUUCAGAAAAGUUAAUACAAAACAUGCGACGUUUAUUGUCGCUUUCAUAUGGAUUGAAACUCUGCUUGUUGGAUUUGUAUGUUUUGUUUUGUGGCCUGGAGUACACAUGCCACCAGCCCAUGCAUUUGGAGGAAGGUCUUGUAGAAUGCAAAGGAAAUGGGUACCGAUGGCGAUGAUCUAUUCAAUCUACAUUUUUCCGAUACUCCUAUAUCUACCAAUGCUUCUUGUUGUUGUUGUUUGCGUCAUUUUAUGCAUAGUAAUAUUGAGAAAACGAUUCAAGUCUAGUGGAGAAAAUUUCUCAAUUACUCAUCGGCGAAGUGCUAAUACCGAGAAGAAAGAAAAUUAUGCUUUGCUACAACUAACCUUGAUCGUUGCUUCAUUUUUAUUUGGAUACAUUCCUGAUAUAUCUUACAGAGCGACAGCAAUCAUUUCUAAGAGCAGAAAAGCUCCCCUGACACCGAGGGUUGAGUGGUUGUAUUCGGUAAUUGCACAUUGUCUUCUCAGGAUAUCGGAGUGUUUGAAUCCCAUAUUUUAUAACUUGGGAUCAAGCAGUAAAAUGCGACGUGCUACGUUCGCGUUUCUACGCAAGUGUGCUCACUUGACACCGACUGUCGGAUCAAGAUCAUCAAAAUCAAUAUCCUCUAGUAGAAGCGGUAAUCCGUCCACUCCACAAUUAGCGACGACUAGGAUAUAAAAACAUCAUACAUAUCCCGAUAGAUUACAAGUAUGGACUGGAACAGCGUUCAAAUUUGUUUAACAGUUUCCCGUACAGCAGUUGGUGUUUUGACUCUUUAAUGUGCACUUGAGAAAUUAACUAUCUCUAUUGAGCAAUGUUAUAUUAUUGAUUCGUACAAUACUCACCGUCAAAAACAGUAGUUUCCUAACUCUAAAAUUGCAAUUUUUUAAAUUCGACAUUUGAACCUGGUGUCGCUGCUCGCUGCUUGAUAGCCAGCUUUGGUUCCCCGCGACUUCUCUUCCUCAGUAUAUCUGUAUACUUUUCAUUUGUAUCGUAUUUUUUUAUUUUUUUCAUUUUAUUAUUUACUUGUUGAAAAAAAUAAACUUGACUUGACUUUAACAUUAGAUGUAGAAUUGUGUUGAAAUACAUGACUUAUAAAUUUGAUUAUAAGAGAAAAAAUUUACUGUGUUUUCCUAACUUUAUUUUAUGUUGCAAUUUUGUCACCAAUCAUUAAAUCUGAACAAAUAUUUUGUGUAGUGAAUUACUAUUUCAACGCGGACAAAAUGAGAAAUACUUGACCCUCUAUUCAAAUAUUGUAGUCAAAUUCAAGAUAACGAAAUAGAUUGACUUAUUUCAAUCUUCAAACUCUAGUGAAUGUAUCUGUAUGCAAUGUGUGCAAGGAUACUCAAUCGACUAUUGUAACAUUGAGAUUAAAAUUUUAGCUAUUCGUCUACUUAUAUAUGUGACAAAUGAACGAAACGCUUUUUUCAUAAGCAUUUAUUCGUGGUGCAAAACAUUGAUUCAAAUAUGAAAAUAUUGAUGGAAAAAAAUCAAAAAAAGAAAAAAGAGCGUUUCGAAAAUUUCAUUUGUUUUACCUUAUUUUCAAUUACAUGCUUGGGUUUGAAGUAUUUUCGCCAAUUGAUAUCUUCCGGUUGCCAAUCAUAUAUAAUUUAACCGUAAUUUCAUGCUAUAGAUAUACUGAGAGGUGUGGACAAAACUCUAUAUUGGGCCUUUAUACUAAUCCCCAAUACUAAUUAUUGAAGAGCAUGGGACCAUAAGAUUAUGUGAGAUGCACUUUU